Messenger RNA from Cinclus cinclus, 702 nucleotides. RefSeq names its product interleukin 6 (gene IL6). The record is from RefSeq and is a predicted model, not a curated record. Gene Ontology annotation, biological process: immune response; T-helper 17 cell lineage commitment; positive regulation of cell population proliferation. Gene Ontology annotation, molecular function: cytokine activity; interleukin-6 receptor binding; growth factor activity. Gene Ontology annotation, cellular component: extracellular region. Lineage: Eukaryota; Metazoa; Chordata; Aves; Passeriformes; Cinclidae. The coding region runs from base 1 to 702 and encodes 233 amino acids. The transcript is spliced from 4 exons.
AUGAAGUGUCCCCGGGACCGCAGCUGCGCCCGCCGCCGGCCGCCCGCCCUCCGCGCCGCGUUGCUGCCGCCGCCGCCGCUGCUGCUGCUGCUGCUGCUGGUGCCGCGGGUCGCCGCCGCCCCGCUGCCCCACGGAGACUCCUCGGGAGAGGCCGAGCUGGACGAGGCGGCGGCGCGGCGGGCGGCGCUGCCCGACUGCCUGCGGCUGGCGCAGCUGCUGCACGCCCGGGCCGCACAGCUGCAGGACGAGAUGUGCGAGAAGUUUAGCGUCUGCCAGAACAGCAUGGAAAUGCUCCUCCGCAACAACCUCAACCUCCCCAAGGUGACGGAGAAAGAUGGGUGUCUGCUCGCCGGUUUCAAUGAGGAUAAAUGCUUGAGAAAAAUCUCCAGCGGGCUCUAUGCAUUUCAGACAUACCUCAGAUACAUACAAGAAACUUUUGUUAGUGAAAACCAAAAUGUUGAAUCGCUAUCCUAUAGUACAGAGCACCUGGCACGUACAAUAAGAAAGAUGGUGAUCAAUCCUGAAGAAGUGAUCAUCCCAGAUGCAGCUACCCAGGAAUCUCUCCACACAAAGCUGAAGUCUACUAAGGCUUGGACAGAGAAAAUCACCAUCCAUCUCAUCCUCCGAGAUUUUACUUCAUUUAUGGAGAAGACAGUGAGGGCUGUCCGCUAUCUGAAAAACACCAGGAGUUUCAGUGUCUGA